Molecule: messenger RNA, 704 nt
Organism: Salpingoeca rosetta
Lineage: Eukaryota; Choanoflagellata; Craspedida; Salpingoecidae
Product: 60S ribosomal protein RL27
Exons: 5
Coding region: 115-534 (139 amino acids)
Biological process (GO): translation
Cellular component (GO): ribosome; cytosolic large ribosomal subunit
Molecular function (GO): structural constituent of ribosome
Source: RefSeq, a predicted model, not a curated record
UUUGACCCUGGAGCCAGGGUUUGUUCUCUGCCUUUUUUCCCAACACACACGCGUGAGGUUGACUUCGACGACCAGCCACCAACCCUCUCCCCACCACACACACGAGACGCAAAGAUGGUGCAACAGCAGCGCUUCCUCAAGGAGAAGAAGGUCGUGCUCAUCCUGAGCGGCCGCUACGCUGGCAAGAAGGCAGCUAUUGUCAGCCACUCUGAUGAGGGUGACAAGAAGCACAAGUUCGGCCACUGCCUCGUGGUUGGCCUUGAGAAGCCUCCUCGCAAGAUCACAAAGGACAUGGGUGUGAAGAAGCGCGCCAAGCGCAGCCGCAUGGUGCCUUUUGUCAAGGUCAUCAACACCAACCACAUCAUGCCCACCCGCUACUCCCUCAACCUCAAGUUCAACAAGGACGUUGUCAGCAAGGAAGCCCUCAAGAACCCCGUGAAGAAGGCCGCUGCACGCAAGGAGGUGAAGAAGCAGCUGUCCCGACACUUCAAGAAGGGCGAGAACACAUGGUUCUUCUCCAAGCUCCGCUUCUAAGCACCUGGCUGGGGUGGAAAAGUCCUUUAUGCGCCGUGUUGUUUCUCGUCUCCCUCGCUUCCUUUCAUCUUGCCUUUGUCUGAGUGUGGUUGAAUGAAAGGGACCCGGUACCUCCAACGCGCAACUCACAUCAAGCAAAGCAAACACACAGCAACAAGUGGUGCGUGGGG